GACUAAAGCGGAAGCUGUCAGUUAGCAUAGUGUUGCUAACUCUCCUCCUCAGUGUUGUGUGUGUGUGUGUGAGUGAGAGAGAGCGAGAGAGAGUGUGUGUCCAGGUGUGAAGAUGUUGCCGUUAUCUGUUAAAGACGACGAGUACAAACCGGCCAAGUUUAACCUGCUGCUCAAACUGUCCGGAUGGUUCAGGUGAGUUAAUCACACCUGUGCUAACCCGCUACAUGCUAACCCUGUUCUGAACACUGCUAGCCUGAUGCUAACCGGUUAGCCUCUCGAACCUCUCCUCUGAUAACAUUAUCUCAGAGUUCAGGUGUUUCAUCUCAGUGUCAGUCUCUCAGGUGUGUCACGGACAGGUAGUUGUGUGUGAAUGACGCAGUCAGGUGUGUUUUUUCCCGGGUUUUUUUUGACUGUCUGUGAUGUUGUGACUGGUUUUUCUGAUUUUAUUUUUUCAGGUCGAUCCUCGCCGAUAAAACCUCCAGGAACCUUUUCUUCUUCCUCUGCCUCAACCUGUCGUUCGCCUUCGUGGAGCUCACCUAUGGCAUCUGGAGUAACAGGUAACAGCAGGUUAACUCACUGUUAGCAGCUGAUCUCUGUUUGUCCUGCUGUGGACCAGGAUGAUGUGCCACGUAUGUGUUAGCGUGGAGGAGCCCACUCUGUCAGAGUGUGUGUGUGUGUGUGUGUGUGUGUGUGUGUGUGAGACAGAGGGGGAAUGUGAGUCCGUUUAUUCUGAAAGGUCCCUGAAUCACUUCCUGUCAAUCUCUGUAGUCAGCUGUUCUGAUAUUUGGUUUUUCUCACGACGGGCUGAACAUUUACAUUCAUGUGGAUCUGUUAUGUAUGUAUGUAAAUAUAUAUAUAUAUAUAUAUAUGUGUGUGUGUGUGUGUGAUUAAUGUGAUAUAUCUGUUUUAUUUCUCUUAUAUAUACAUAUAUAUUUUUAUAUACUUAAUAUAUAUAUAAUAUGCAUAUAAAAAUAUAUAUGUAUAUAUAGGAGAAAUAAAACAUAUAUAACAGAAACAAAACAUGCGUAUAAAUAUAUAUAAACAUAAAAAAGAUAUUUCUUUUUAAAAUCUUUAUCUAUCUUUUAUUUUAGUUAUAUAUCUGAAUUUUUUCUUGUAUGUGUUUUCGCUUAUAUGUCUGUUUUCUUCUUACAUAUCUUUUUUAAAUCUUUAUAUAUAUAUAUAUAUAUCUCAAUCUUAUUUCUGUUAUACAUUUGUUUUAUAUCUAUUAUAUGUUUGUCUUUUUUUAAAUCUGUAUAUAUAUAUAUAUAUAUUUAUAUAUAUAUAUAUUUUAUUUCGGUUAUAUAUCAAAAUAUUUUCUUUUAUAUAUUCUUUUUAUAUCUCUUAUCUAUCUUAUCAUUUUUUUCAUGUUUUACCCUGCACAAAAAAAAACAACGUCAGGCAUGUCCAGACAUGUGAGAUCAAUUCAGUAUAGAUGUCUGUGUGAGGGGUAUACUGACAAAGAAAGGCCCAGAGGACCACAACAACAAAAACUAUUAUAAUCAAUAUUUUUGUGGAUAAUGAAGCCGAACAAGGAAACUUAGAGAUGAGAACCAAACUGGAUGAUAGAGAAUUGCUUUUAGUGUCAUUUACAGCUGAUUUAAGACACGGGUCAAAACCGACCUUUAACAUGGUGGGUCUGUGGUAAAAGCUAACGCAGGAGGAAGGUUAAAGGCCGUUUCAUUCUGAUUAUUUAGGACAGGCUGCAUGUUUACCUAUAUUUUUCCUGACAGUAUUUUCAGUGGUCUACUACUCACAGUUAAGUCACCAGUCUGUCUUCUCUUCUCUCAAUCAUUCCUGUUUCAUGAAUCAUCAUGUUAAUCACCUAAAAUCUGAAUAUAACUCUGACAGAAUGGUUAAAAAUAAAAUAAAGGGGCCGCACAAUGACAGAGGUCCUACACUGACUCUCUCAUGCUGAUUAAUUUGAUCAUUAAAACCAUCGUCUUUGUUCUCUCACUUGUAUUUGUUCAUGAUAAUAACCCGGUUUAUCCUUCUUCUCCAGUUUAGGUCUGAUUUCAGACUCCUUCCACAUGUUCUUUGACUGCACCGCCCUGCUGGCAGGUCUUGCAGCCUCCGUCAUCUCAAGGUGGAGGUCCAACGACAGCUUCUCUUAUGGGUGAGACAUCAGUCUGUGCUCGUUUAGUCAGGUCUGACAGUGAACAUGAUGCUGAUGAGGAUAGUGAUGCUGAUGUUGGGUUUCAGUUAUGUCAGAGCAGAGGUUCUGGCAGGCUUCGUCAACGGGCUCUUCCUCAUCUUCACAGCCUUCUUCAUCUUCUCAGAAGGAGUAGAGGUAAGGCACAGAAACACACACACACACACACACACACACUCAUUAAUAAAAACGUGUUCCUCUGUGUCCGUCAGAGAGCUCUGGAGCCUCCUGAUGUUCACCAUGAGCGUCUGCUUCCUGUCUCUGUGGCCGGUCUGUUGGUGAACCUGGUCGGGAUCUUCGUGUUCCAGCAUGGAGGUCAUGGACAUUCACACGGAGAAGGAGGUACUGUCUGCAGAGCAUCCAGAAUAUUAGCGUGAAAAGUUCAACUCUGAAUGAGGAGAAAUGCAGAACCUCACUGCAGAUGAGUAGAUCUUCACUGUAAAUGUGCAGAACCUCAUCCUAAUAGAGACAUCUAGAACCUUGGUGUAGAUACUUAGAGCUUGAAAAAGUAUGUUACUACUAACACUGAUGCAGAUGUUUUAGAACCUUGAUGCAAAUGUUUAGAACUCAAUGCAGAAGCGUAAAAGAACCUUGUUGCAGAUCUUUACAACUUUGCAAAGGAUAUCUAGAACCUUCUUGCAGAUUUUUUAGAACCUUGUCACAAAUGUUUAGAACCUUGAUGCAGAUUUUUAGAACUCUGAUGCAGAAGAUUAAAAGAACCUCGUUACAGAUCUUUACAACUUUGCUUGGGAUGUUUAGAACCUUCCUGCAGAUGUUUUAGAACCUUGUUGCAGAUCUUAGAACCUUCCUGAAUUUUUUUAACCUUGUUGCAAAAGCUUAGAAGAACCUUGUUGCAGUUCUUAACAACCUUGAGAAGGAUGUUAAGAACCUUGUUGCAGAUGUUUAGAACCAUGAUGCAGAAACUUACUGGAACCCUGUUGCAGAUCUGUACAACUUUGAUUGAGAUGUUUUAGAACCUUGUUUCAGAUGUUUAGAACCUUGUUAACAUGUUUUUGAACCUUGUUACUGAUGUUUUUUGACACCGUUGCAGAUGUCUAGAACCUUGUUGCAGAUAUUUGUAGAACCUUGUCACAGAUGUCUAGAACCUUGUUGCAGAUGUUUAGAACCAUGAUGCAGAAACUUACUGGAACCCUGUUGCAGAUCUGUACAACUUUGCUUGAGAUGUUUUAGAACCUUCCUGCAGAUGUCUAGAACCUUGUUUCAGAUGUUUAGAACCAUGAUGCAGAAACUUACUGGAACUCUGUUGCAGAUCUGUACAACUUUGCUUGAGAUGUUUUAGAACCUUGUUUCAGAUGUUUAGAACCUUGUUAACAUGUUUUUGAACCUUGUUACUGAUGUUUUUUGACCCCGUUGCAGAUGUUAAAAACCUUGUCACAGAUGUCUAGAACCUUGUUUCACACAAUCAAACCCUCCUAAUAUUUCUCCAUCCUGUCUCCUUCAGGUCACGGUCACAGCCAUUCUCUGUUUAACGGCAGUCUGAAUCACGGACACAGUCAUGGUGGUCAUGACCAAAAACACGCAGAUAGACACGGACACGGACACGGGGGGCAUGGACACAGUCACGAUGGUCACGGACAUAGUCAUGGGGGACAUGGACACAGCCACGGUGGCCAUGACGACCACUGUCAUGGUGAGAGUCACUGACGGGUUGAACAGGCUUUCUGAUAAUGAAUGCAGUCUAACGUCUCACCACAAGGUGGCGUGAGCAGCAUGUACAGUCAGAGAUAUUUUAAAUUCUCAUUAGUUUUCUGUUUUUCUCAGACGACCAGCUGCUAACUCCGGGGAAAGGCUCCAGUAAACAGAUCCUCCAGGGUGAGUGCGCGCACACACGCACACACACACACACACACACACACACACACACACACACACACACACACACACACACACACACACACACACACACACACAUUACAAAUAUCUUCUUCAGGGGGUUAACUUUAAUUCAGCAGAAACAUCUACAGCUGUUCUGAUAACAGUGUCGUUAUACAGAGAGGCUACCACAGGGGGGCGCCAUCACACCGUCACUCAGUGCAGCACCACAUCACAGCUGUUUCUGCUGCCAUAAGUAGAGGGGCUGGUUUCUGAAAACCAUGUGUACAUGAUUUUAGACAGACUGUGAUUGAUGAUGGUGCAGCUCUGAGUCCGAUCAGAUGAUUUCUCUGUUUUCGGAUCAACAGGCGUCCUGCUGCACAUCAUCGCCGACACUCUGGGCAGCGUGGGGGUGAUCAUCUCCGCUCUCCUCAUGCAGAAAUACGACCUGAUGAUCGCCGACCCGAUCUGCUCCAUGCUGAUCGCUCUGCUCAUCGGAGUCAGGUGACGCCACUCGUCCAUGUCGUAGUUCACAAGAAAGGCAGAAGAACGAAGAUGUUUUUUUUUAUGUUGUAUAGAAUAAUAGAGCAGGGUGGGCGGGGCUUAAACUAGCCGCGUGGCCAGCUGUGACCACUAAGUGUGUGUGUAUCUGUGGAGGGGGCGGGGCCAGCUGCCUCUUUGUUGUGGUCGUCCUCCUCAGCUUCUCUCUGUGUAAUGACAGACUGCAGGUCAGUCUGAGGCUUCUACAUACAGAGGGUGUGUGUUUGUGUGUGUGUGUGUGUGUUUGUGUGUGUGUGUGUGUUUGUGUGUUAAAAUAAGAACAACAGAGAGAUGUUCUGUCUCUUUCGUAGAGGUAUUUAACCUCUUGAACGUUUUGAAGGCUCAGUAGAACCCGUCCAAUCACAGCACAUUAGAAAAAAACACGUCAUCCUAAGAAGAACCUCAGGAUUGGCCCGAUACCCCUAACAGUGACCUCUACACCCCCUAAAGACCCUUAAAAGUCCUUUAAUGACUUCAAAACUUUCCAGGAAACCCUUUUAUUCUCCACAGUGACUAUAAAUCAUUAAAAAGUCAAAAUGCUGAAUGAAAACGGCGAGAGGAACAUCUCCCAACUACUGAGGUGACCGUCCAGCAGGUUAGUCACAUGACUGGGUCUAAGAUGGACCUUCAGAGAGGCUGAGGGUCUCAGGAGGAAAGAUGGAAGAGGUUCAGGACUCUGAGAGAGACUGUGUGAGCGAACAGUUCAACAGUUUCAGAAUAAAGUUGUCUCUCUAAAGACAGACACAUAGACAUAUAAGCAGUAGAUUGUGUCCUUCCAGAGGAGGAAAUCUACUUCUAGACUUCUAGAAUCAGCAUCUCCUCAUCCAUGGUGUCAUCGGGGUGAAAUGACGUCUAAAAACCUUUCACUUGUUCGUCUCCUCUGGAGUGUUUUAUUUUGAAAAGAAGCCGGAUGUUUUAUUUUGAAGUCUGUGCCUGACUUCCUUUCCAGCACGGGUUAAUCUGUGCUGAAUUUAUCCGCCAUGCUCCGGCGUCCAGAAAAAAUAGAACUCUUGUGAUCAGCUGAGGAGUCCGGCGAUCCGCAGAGGAACGGAAAGAAGUCGGUGUAAAUUGACACGUUAACUUGAAUGGUUACGAUCAGCUACGAUCGGAGGAUACGACCUUUUAGGAGACGAUCAGGAUGAAGGUGGAGAUUAGGGGUAAACCUUGAGAUGUUGUUUAAAACUGAGGAUGCAGCAUCUAUGAUUUCCAGUUCUUCGUUGAAAGGACAACUGGACUUACUUGAGGCGAAACGUCUCAAGUAAGUCCAGUUGUCCUUUCAGCGAAGAACUAGAAAUCAUAGAAGCUGCAUCUUCAGAUUUCUCUUCAUAGACCUCUGACUGUGAAUCCACUAAUGAGGUUCAAACUGAACCGUGAAAGGAGGAGACCAGAUGGAACCAGGAUCCAGAACCACCAGAGACUUGUUUGGACCUGAAUUGUUGAGCAGCUGAGCGUUGGUAGAAGAAGAGUUGAUGAGAAACACGACCCUGAAACUGCCUCUUAGAAAAGUGUUCCUCACAUUAAACUCAAAUGAGAAAAUUAUUUCCAUGAAAGAAAAAAAACGUUCACGUUCCUUAGAUGAUUUGUGGACCACCUCAUCCUGGUUCUGUCAACAUUUAAAGAGCCUCCUCGCUCUGAUGGAGUUUGGGUCGUAACCCGGAGAAACCGCUUGUUGACAGCAGCCGGUGCUGACCCCAGAAUUUCCCCUGUCACGACCAAAACAUCCUCUGUGACCCAAACCGUGAAAGUUUCCUUCCAGACCUUUAAAAACGGAAAACAGUGAAGCUCAGGAGACCGUCAGAACCGCGUCCUGGACCACCAGGACCCGCUUUAAAACACGUUCCUCAAACAUCUUUUGGAACGACUCCAGUCCAAAACUUCUCCAAUAAUGUUCUUAUACUGACACCUAUAAUAAUGUCCGAGCGUCCCUGAACGCACCAUGAGAUGCUUUAGUAAACUUCGUGCUGCGUCUGCGUCACCUCUGAGGUAAACAGGGAUGUGAUGGAUUCUCUCUCAGGUUUCAGUCUGAAACCAGUCGGCAGCAGAAGAAGAAGAAGAAGAAGAAGAAGAAGAAAUCAAUCUCUGAUGGAGACUUUGGAAAAUGGUUUCCACUAAUGUCAGGAAUGUGUAAUUAGUAUUUAAUGGACUCCAACCUGCCAAGCCACUGGUAUGAGAUUGGAGAGGGUUCUGGAGUCCGGCCUGGGCUCUCUGGUCCUCUGGAUGUAAAUGCAGCAGUCAGAUUUCCCAGAAUCCUCCGUGAUAGAUGGAGAGGUUGUGUGCUGAUGUGGUUUGAUAGGCUGGAAGUUGAACGCAGCUGCAGAUUCAAACAGUCAGCAGAGCAGAGCUGUGGUCAGCGCCGAGGUCUGAAAACAACCACAGGCAUCGAGUUACUGCAGCUGGAAACUGCUGAACUUUACUCAAAUAUGGACCCGUGCUACUCUGAGCUUCACCCAGACAGAACUCCACUCCAGAAUCUCCUGGUUCUGUUUAUGAACCUCAGCGUUACUCAUAAUUCACUUAACUGAUAACAGAUCCUCGAGGUUUUCACCAGGACAAAACUGGACUCAAAAAUCCACCAAGUCCUCUCAGAGCCCAGAGCUGUUCCGAGUUACAUCUUGGACCAAAUUCCAUUUAGAAAAUCUGCUUUUUCCACCCAAAGAUGUCAGGCUACAGCUCAAACAAAACUGCACCCAAAAAUGAGCUGAUUCUACUCUCAGGUCUGAGCUCAACCUGAGACCUUCACCUGCUCCAAACUGUCAAAACUCACCAGCUUCUGAUGAAGAGAGUUCAGGUUUUUCCAGGUUCAGACCCAGACAUGACAUCACUCCAAAGUCGACUAAUUCUCCUCACAGAUGCGACCUUAUCCGGAGAACGGCUCACACCAAACCUCCCUCUGAAACUCACCAAGUCUGCCCUCAGAUCUGAGCUUUACUCUAACUAAACUCUGACCUGAACUUCACCCAGCCCGACCUUCAAACAUCUCCUGAUUCACAGAUCUGAGCUUUACACCAAGUUUUAGAGAAAAGAUCUCAGCUCUCUUCAGACCAAACGUCCUUCAAAAAUCUCCUGAUUUUACUCUCAUAGCUCGGCUCAACUCAGACAAAACUUGAUAAUCUAUCUCUUGAUCUGAGCUUUAAUGGGACCAAACCUCUCUCAGAAAUCUACUGAUUAUUGUCAUAAUUCUGGGCUUUACUUUAAGUGCUUCCCUGACCGAUCUCCAUGAGAUUUACCCGAGGUUUCAGCACGACAAAACUUCACCUAAGAUUUACUGAUUCCUAUAAAAAUGAUAAAAAAUCGACUAAAACUUCUCAUGGAUCAGGACUUGACUUGGAGGACAACCAAGACCAAAACCCAGUCAAAAAUCUCCUGAUUCUAUUCACAGAUCUGAGCUUUACGAAGUUUUAGAGAAUGAUCUCAGCUUUUCUUCUGACCAAACGUCCUUCAAAAAUCUCCUGAUUCUGCUCAGAGAUUCAGAUGCUCAUUUAGACAGAACUACAUCCAGAAAUCAACCUAAUCUAGUCGCGGACCAGAGCUUUACUCAGACCAAAGUCCGCUCAAAGCGACCUCGACAGAAGUUUAACAGCGUACGAGUGUUGAUACGUGCUCGGUCCUCCCUGACCUUUGACCUCUAACCUCCAGUGUGGUGCCAUUACUGCGAGAGUCCAUCGGAAUCCUGAUGCAGAGAACUCCUCCCUCCCUGGACCACGCCCUCCCAGAGUGUUACCAAAGGGUGAGUACAGACCACGCCCUCUUUUAGCCCCGCCCCCUAUCACCUCCCUCUGUAUAACCACAUCUUGAUGUUUUCCUGUGAUGCGUUCAGGUGCAGCAGCUGCAGGGAGUUUAUAACCUGCAGGAGCCUCACUUCUGGACUCUGUGCACGGACGUUUACAUCGGAACACUGAAGCUGCUGGUCGCCCCCGACGCCGACACACGCUGGAUCCUCAGCCAAACGCACCACAUAUUCACACAGGUACCUGAAUGCACCACACGGGCCUGUUUUGGAGUUAGGCUUCAGCAUCAGUUAUAGUAAAGUGUUUGAUGUAGUCGUAGUAAAUGUUGGUAUUUAUUGUCUCAGAUGUGAUGUAGUUACUGAUGCUCCGAUCAGGAUUUUUGGUUCCGAUCACCGAUCCGAUCUUACUGAAAUCAGUAUCUGCCGAUCCGAUAUUUCCGAUCACAGCGUCGAAAGCAGCUAUUGAAGCAUUUCAUUUAUUGUGUAACAAGUAUUAAAAUAAGAGAUGAUAAAGUUUUAUGAAUCGACAACAAUCUUUAUUAUUGAAGGGAAUUUGUAACAUUCCACUCUAGAUGAGAUAAUAACCCUCAUAGAGAGACAACUUUAAGUUUAUAUAGACUGUAUAAUCAUAAAUCAAAUCAAAUACUUUUCAUAAGUGCAACAUUUCUUCCAUCCAAGGCUCCUGAACUUGGAGUUUACACAAUAGAUUUCCUUUGGAGAUUAAAUAAACAGGCAAAAUAUAAAAUAUAGUUUAAAGUCAUUAAAAGUGUCUGAAUUUGAGGAGACAGACGGAAAAGUGCUGAACAAUUUAAAAGUCGCCCAUAUAAGGGUUAGGGAUCCAUUUCAGACACAGACUGAUCCAACAGCAGACUGAGUGUUUUUCAGUUCUGAUCAGACUCUAGUGUUGAGAUGUCUGCCUGUCAUGAUAGCAUGGACUGAGUCGGGUCAGAACCAGAUAAGAACAUUAAACUAUAAUCCAUAAACGUAAGGGAACAACUAGGCCUGUCGCGAUAAUCAAUACAUCGCCUUAUCGCUCGAUAAAUAAAAACGAGGUCGGUCAUUUUGCCAGCCGCGAUAAUUGACGUGCGUUUGUUUUCCUCCUCUCUCGCUACCAAACACGCUGGAUGAGAGAAGAGGUCUCACUCUGCGCAUUGUUCUCGGCACCUGGGGGCGUUGGCUCUAUAGCGGAAUGAACGGAGUUAGUGAACCCUCCUGUCAGUCAUUCAGUGUCUUUGUUACGAGGGGGCUGGCGCGCACAGGCACACAGACACAGACUUUUUGAUACAGUGCUGCAAGUGAGUGAAAAGCAAGCAAACAGAAUGAACACGACAGCUUUGAUGUCUAAACCGAACGCAACAGCCCAAGUGUGGGAAUAUUUCGGCUUUAAACCAGUUUUGUUUUCGUCAAACACAAAACUCCACGUGUGUGUGCGCGUGCGUGUGUGUCUGUGUGUUGGAGGAGCACAGCAGGCUGAUGAGAGCUGUCAGAGUGGACUGAAGCUGCUCCUGUAUGUUUAGCGUUUAACUGACUGAGUUUUGCAACUCUGUUCGUCAUUUUCGUCUCGUCCCAUCAACAUAAACGCACUUUCGUCUCGUCACAUUUUAGUCAUCUCCGACUUAUGUUUAGCUCGUCAACGUUACGUCUUCGUCGUGGGAGAAAAGGGAAAUAUUUUAGUCAACGAAAACAACUAGUGUUGUUCUCGUGUGGAAAUUAAAGUUUAUCACUUUUGACAUGGUGUACUCGCAUUAUUAUGCCAUAUAAUAUCAUUAUCUAUAAUUUAAAAAACGGUGUCAAUAAUAUCGUUUAUUGGCGAUAAUUUGUAGCACAAUUAUCAUCCAGCAAAAUUUGUUAUCGUGACAGGCCGAGGAACAACUGAGACCUAAUGGUGCUGUGACAGCAACGCUGUGAUUGAGUUUACAGUGAAAAUACAGAUGGUCUGUUGUAUCUGAACAGGUUAGCUUAGAGCUAAAGUUACUUAGCACAGAUGAAAGUUCAAACAAAGACGUUUAUCAAACUGUUAAAGCUCACAAACCAUCGUCAUCGGAGAAAUCCGACACUAUGACUCUCCACAAGUCGUCCUUCAGGUCGUUUAGAAAAAUCGACCGUGAUACGAAAGAUAUAAAUGCCGCAAUAUCGCAGGACGGGAAAACGUCGCUGAUGUGAACGCUUGUAUUGACAGGAUACGGGUUCAAAAAAAUAUAUUGAUGUCCAAAAUAAUUACAUGAAAAAAAUGUUCCCGGUGUAAAAGGACCUUUAAGUCAAAGUUAAAGAGACAGAGGGCGUGCUCAAACCACAUGACCAUGACAAAGCCAGACAGCCAAUCACAAGCUGCCUUUUACGUGACCAAUAGAAGAAUGAUUUCUUUCUUUCAGCGACCUAAAGCCUAAAAUGAUCUUUAUACUGAAACGUUUAUCCCUGUACAAACAUAUUUAUACAUGAUGGUCAUUCUCACGGAUUUUAACCUUUUUUUUCUCUCCUGAUUUCAUGUCAUUGAUCGGCCUUGUCAGAUCGGUCAUUUUGAUAACUCCGAUCAAUAACAGUCAUAGAUCGGAGAACCCCUGGUUGUAUUGAUCGGUGUUUGUCUGGUGUCUCCACAGGCCGGAGUCCGACAGCUGUACGUUCAGAUAGACACGGCCGCCAUGUAGAAGCUCCUCCUCCUCUGAACACCUGGGACCAAUCACCUUCAGUCUGCUGCAGGUGACGUCUGACCUCCCCCUCUCAGGGUCACUUUAGGUCACACUGAGACUGUCGGAGGGGGGGGGGCAGUGAGAACUUGACUGUGAUCUCCCAUGAUGCUCCUGCUCAGUGCGUCCUGGAUGAACUCAAAUUGCCCCUCCCCCUUUUUUAACCUCACCUGUCAGCGUUGGUGGGCGGAGUUAUUCCCCUCCUCCACCAGCUGCACUUUGUAGACUGGAGCAGAGCAUUCCGGGUAAGUGCCUUCGUGACGAUUCAGAGACAAUCUGAGCCUGUUUCCUGUAUGGAUGCCCCUCCCCCUCGUGACAUCACUGCUCGCACCAGACUGCCGACUGGUCAGCGGUGUCCACGCUUGUGAUGUCACCCUUUAUUUUUAAUGUGCCAAACCAUGUGACCAAACCAUGUGACCAGUCUGAAGGUUUGUCUUUUUCAUCUGUAAUAAAUAAUUCUGUUUCUCUGAGCCGAUCGCCGUCCUCCAUCUUUAUUGAUGACAUCACAGUGAAAACCGUCAACAUCAACAUGCUCACCUGUUUAACAGGUGUGAGUCCAUCAGAACCAAUCAGAAUCAUGGGUUAUAAAUUGAUUAUUUUAACAUGACAUCAUUCUGUGUGUGUGAGUGUGUUCUUGUUUUGCUGUCUUUUUGGGGACCAGUACUUUGCUCCGGGACCUUCAGUGGGGACAUUUCUGAAUUAUGAGGACAUCUAGAAUUUUCUUCCUGUGAGUUUCAGGGCAAGUUAUCUGCCGCGUUUGAGUUACUCUGGAAGUCAGAAACUCGAGCUGAAAAUGACAUCAUGCUGGAGUUACCAGCGUUUCAUUUACCAAGUUGGAAAAAAACAAGAUCGGAGGUGGAAACAAGAUGGCGACAUCUACUUAAGUUGUUUUAGCGCUUUGCCUUGACCGAAAAUAACUAGGCAAGUGCUAAAAUAACUUUGGUAGAUGUAGCCAUCUUGUUUCAGGCCUCCGAUUUCGCUUUUUUCCGGCUUGGUAACUGAAACGUUGAGAACUCGGGUGUGACGUCAUUUUCAGCUCCGACAUCUGACUUUCCAAGGUAACUCGAACGCAGCAUGAGUUUAUCAGAACCAAUCAGAUUCACAGAUAAUUAGUGACUUAUGUUAAUUUAAUAUCAUUCUGUUGGUGAAGAAACUGUGUGUGAGUGUAUUCUUGUUUUGCUGUAUUUUUGGGGACCAGUACUUUGCUCUGGGACCCACAGUGGGGACAUUUCUGAAUUAUGAGGACAUCUAGAAUUUUCCGUCUGAGUUUGACGGACCUGUGAGUUUUAUUUCCCAGGUUAGAUUCUGGUUUGAGAGGAAGAGAUGAUCCACGUCAUCAAUGGUCCUCAAGUCCUCACAGACAAACGUGCGUGUGUUAGGAGUAGUAGGUGGAGCUGUCAAUCAUCUGUAAGUGUUCAAGCGCGUUUGGUUCUGCGUUCACUUUCAGCAUGUCCACCUCCAGCGGGUGGAGUCUACCGGUGAUGACCAGCGAAUGGAGUGGACCCCCGAGGUCACAUGACACCAGCUGACGUAAUGUUGCCGCGCAGAUCUUCUGGUCGUCAGCGCCGAGCCUGGCCACGCCCACACACACAGUGUCCUCCGUCAUACCUGUGGGGGACACAGAGGCUGAUCUUAUUCAGGUUUGACUCCUGAGUGCAACACAUACAAAAAACAAGAGUCGGCCCCCCGUACAGCAAAAGAGACGAUACAUGUAACGAUUUUUCUGUAGGUUAGCGGUUGAGCUAAUCAUGCUAACAGAGAAUGUUAGC
Messenger RNA from Xyrichtys novacula (pearly razorfish), 12702 nucleotides. NCBI's taxonomy places the organism in Eukaryota, Metazoa, Chordata, Actinopteri, Labriformes, Labridae. The record is from the annotation of a GenBank genome assembly.